AUGGUCCAGGUGAACGGGUCCGGAUACGCCUCGGACAUCUUCAGAGACCUGGUGGCUUCGUUCAACGUCCUGCAGCGAGGCAACAUCACGGUGGUCAGCAGGAAGUGUCUGGUGGAGCCGUCGGCGCCGGAGACCAGCACCACGGUUCUCCUCGCGCCUCAGACGCCUCAUCUGCGCCUCUAUCAUCCAGAGCGAGAAAAGGAGAGGAUCCGGUUCCUCCGGCAGCGGAUCCUGAAUGAGAGGAGGUCGCUGGGCCGGGCCCUGAGGAGGGCCGUCGUCCAGCAGCUGGCUGGUGGAGGCGCCGUCCGGACGCUGAUGACGCGGAUUCCAGGAGGAGGCUACCUGUGCCGCCUGCUGGACCGCUCCUCCCUCACCUGUGUGGGCUGCGGCGAGGCGGUGAGGGCGAAGGAUGACGACACCAUCGCCUGCGACGUCCCGCGCUGCUCAGGCGUGUUCUGUCGGCCAUGUUUCCACAGUUUGGGAAACAUGUGCGCCGUCUGCAUGCGACCUCUGACCUUCCAGGACGACAGCGAACUAGACUCCAGUGAAGACGAGCUCCGUCCUCCUUCUGCGGCCCUGAACUCGCCUCUCGUCGCCGACCAAACCUCCUGGUCACCGCUGAGGAGGAGGAGGAUCUUCACAGCAGAGGAACCCUCCGGUACCGGCGCCAGAGGAACCGCCGCAGACGCUGAGGUUCUGAGUGGAGACAGCGAGUACUUCAGCGCUUACUCCGACUCUGAUCUCAGUGAAGCAGACGUGACCCACCAGGACCGACCCGGACCUUCUGACUCGGACAGCGGCGCCUCCUUUCACACCGCCCCCUCACCGAGCACCUUCCACCGUCAGGAGGAGGAAGAGGAGGAAGAGGAGGAGCUCACAGAAGUCAGCGUUCACAACCCGGACCACCAUGGAAACCAGCCGGCUUCUCCAGGACCUUCCAGGACCUUCCAGCCCUCACCUCCAGGAGCCAGAAGCAGCUGAAGUCUCUGAUUAAAGUUGAUGAAGCAUGAA
Fundulus heteroclitus (mummichog) is the source of this 1011-nucleotide messenger RNA. Its product is annotated as DC-STAMP domain-containing protein 2-like. The transcript is spliced from 7 exons. Bases 1 to 981 code for a protein of 326 amino acids. Gene Ontology annotation, cellular component: membrane. The record is from RefSeq and is a predicted model, not a curated record. Lineage: Eukaryota; Metazoa; Chordata; Actinopteri; Cyprinodontiformes; Fundulidae.